Messenger RNA from Octopus bimaculoides (California two-spot octopus), 886 nucleotides. RefSeq lists its product as uncharacterized. Lineage: Eukaryota; Metazoa; Mollusca; Cephalopoda; Octopoda; Octopodidae. The record is from RefSeq and is a predicted model, not a curated record.
AUGACGACCAAGUCUACUUUACCAGGCGAGAGAUUUUCACAGUUAUCAGUUCCACACUCAUUCACACCGUUUUUCAAAUCCUUUGUAUUUGAUAUUUUCGCUCAUAUUGAAAUGGUGGUAAUACAACCACCGAUAUUUUCAAUGAAACACCAUCUCUGGAAGCGUUCCCUAACCAAGCCAGAUACCAGCCGGUACUACAACUUGCACAAGGAUAGUCAAUGGAUCAAAGCAUAUGCCAUAUCAAUGGGAGCUGGUUCGAAAGUCUAUGAAUCAUUCAUGAAUACAGGAAGUCCUUCAACCUGGAAUGUGGACAAAUGCAAUGAUAACUUCUGUCCUAACUUUUUCCGGCAUCCUAUCCUUGAUUUCUGGAAGCAGCUUCCAAUCGAUGAGGUGAAGCUGGUGAUUUAUAAAAACCAAACAGCUGUGGUGACUAUGGUUUUUAAUGGACGAAAAACAAACCUUAGCAGUUGGUUCUCUCAUGCAAACUUGAAAAGUUCUCCAUGGGAUGACUUAUCUUCAGUUGCCCCACAAUAUUUCCUUAUUAACGGAAGAGCUACGCGUCGCUUCUAUAUAGCGAACGACAAUGGUUGUGACAGGGACAGUGGCUGGUUGAUACUCAAUGAGGGCCCCUUUCAAUGUCCGCAUGAUGUCACGAAGCACUACCCUGCAAUUCGUUAUUCUAAUACAACAUCGCAAGUUGUUUGGAGAAACGAGAUUGGCUGUGUUUCACAGAGACUGGCUGUGUUUCACAGAGAUUGGCUGUGUUUCACAGAGAUUGGCUGGUUGAGUAUCAAUCAAGGUCCUAUUUAUUGUCAUUAUGAUAUCAUGGAUCAACACCCUUCAAUUCGUUAUUCUGAUACAAAAUCGAAAGUCGUGUGGGGCAACG